AUGUCAACAGUCGCUGCUGCACUUAUUAAUGCCCCAAGCGGCAAAACUGCUUCUGAUGACAUAACCAACAGCACCAACGGUGAUAUAGAGUUUGUUACCAAAGACGAUCUCACCAACAGAAGAUAUAUCCAUUGGGACGAGAAUGGUGUAGAGAGGAUCCCGCCCGGCGAGGACGAAUACAUCAACGCUGUCGUCAAGCAGAUAGACGAGAUGCAGCGCUUUCAGUUUAACAAGGCGCGUCAUUGCUAUGGUGGUACUCACGCCCGGACCCAGGGCGUGGUACUAGGUAAAUUUAUUGUGGACGAUGAUCUGCCGAGCCAUUUGAAACAGUCUGAGCUGUUUGAGAAAGGAGGUGAGUAUCCUGUGGCGUGCCGGUACUCAUCCGAGCCUGGCGACCCUGGUCUUGAUGAUCGCAUUCCUCAACCACGGGGGUUUGGCAUGAAGGUCUUCAAUGUCCGCGGCGACAUGUUCGAAGCCGGCAAGGACUUCCCCACGCAUGAUAUUGAGUUCAACAGCACGCCGUCCCUGGACUUGGCAGACGCGAAGACGACCAAGGAGAUCAUCGAUCUCAGAAUCAAAUACGGCCACGACAAGGAGGAGCUGUAUAGACACCUCGGGAAGCGCUCCGAUAUGGAUCUGCAGACCGUCCGCGACAGAGUACGCAACACCCACCUCGAGUCUACGCGGUACUACUCCCAGACCGCAUACCGCUUCGGCGACUACGUAAUCAAGUACUGUCUGGUUCCGUCGACCGGCACUCAGCGCCGACUGGCUGGAGAGGUCACCAAACCCGAACAUGGGUCCGACAUCAUGCAGCGCUGGCUGCAAGACUUCCAUAUGCACCAUGACGCCGAGUAUCUCUUCCAGGUACAGCUAUGCGAGAAUCUCGAGGACCAGCCUGUCGAGGAUGCAGGCAAGGUCUGGGACCCUGCCAAGUACCCCUGGCAGUCGGUCGCAAAGCUCGUCCUGCCGAAGCAGGACAGCUGGAAUCCAGAGCGCAAGAUGUUCUGGGAAGAUCAUAUGAGAGUUGAUCCAUGGCAUGGCUUAAUCAAGCUUCAGCCCCUAGGGGGGUCGAACCGGUUGAGACGAAAGGUAUACCCUGCCAGUAGUGCUUUGAGACGAAAGAUGAAUGGUAGGAAGGAGAUCCACGUUAAAAGUAUUGACGAAAUACCAGUCUGA
Truncatella angustata is the source of this 1179-nucleotide messenger RNA. Its product is annotated as catalase-like domain-containing protein. The coding region runs from base 1 to 1179 and encodes 392 amino acids. The transcript has 3 exons. Gene Ontology annotation, biological process: response to oxidative stress. The record is from RefSeq and is a predicted model, not a curated record. Lineage: Eukaryota; Fungi; Ascomycota; Sordariomycetes; Amphisphaeriales; Sporocadaceae. Gene Ontology annotation, molecular function: heme binding; catalase activity.